CCAAAUCCAUCGAACCAAACAUUUCCUUAUGCUUAGUGCUUAGUGUUCAUUUCCUUGUUACCAGAGAAAAAGAAUCAGCAUCACUCCAUCUCCUCCAUCCAUCCAUUAAUGGCAGAUUGGGCUGAACUCCCAAGAGAAAUCCUCCAACUUAUCUCCGAAUUCCUCCAAAGCGAAUUAUAUAUCAUUCGUUUCCGAUCCGUAUGUUCCACGUGGCGCUCUUCCAUCUCAAGCAACCUUCAUCUCUAUCGUCCUUUACAAUUACCAUUCCCAGGAGACUCCAUGAAGGUCUAUUCCUACGCCAACACCAAAUUCAAAACCAACUAUGACCUUUCUUAUCCUCUCUCCAAACCACCCCCAAUUCCAAAUCAUCCUCAAACCCUACAACACCCUUGGUUAAUCAAAAUCGGUCCUAACUCACGUGACCAAACUCACCUCUGGCACCCUUUCUCACGUGAAGCAUAUUUCCCUCUUCAUGCCCCUAACGUCAUCGACUUCAACCAACUCAACGUCACCCAUCUUGGACACGAAUUCGUCAUCGGUAAAAUCAUUUCCCGUUCUCCCAAUCAAAACUAUGUCAACAGGGACAAUCUCGUUCUCUAUCAUGACACGUGUCACAACGGCAAUGUUGUCCUCGCUAUUAAUUAUUGCGGUAAACUCGCUGUUUUCCGAUGUGGAGAGGAGCGCUGGAAGAUUAUUACUGAAACGGGGGUGGCUUUCACCGAUGUCUGUAUUUUCAAAGGCCGGACUAUUGCCGUUGAUACUACCGGCCGGACUGUCGCGGUCGGACCGGAUUUCAGUUUGGAUUUGGUGGCGGAGGCUGUGUUUGGUAGUGACUUUAAAUACUUCGUGGAGAGUGAUGGUGAAUUGUUGCUAAUUGAUAAGUAUUUGUCUUUCGAUUGGGAGGAUAGGUAUUCGGAGUAUAUUGAUAAUUUUGUAUUUGAUGGUAGAAAUCAUUUUUCUUUUAAGGUUGAAAUGGAGAAAGCUGUCAGAUUUGAUGUGUUUAGGCUUCAUGAGAAGGACAAAAAGUGGGUGGAGGUCACUGAUUUGGGGGAUAGGGUUUUGUUUUUGGGGGAUGGUUGUUCUUUUUCUGCUUCUGCUUCGGAUUUGGGUGUUAAUGGGAAUUGUGUUGUAUAUUGGGAUGAUAUUCAUCUAGAGCAUUCUUCCACGGAGAUUGAGAUGAGUAUUUUUCACUUGGAUAAACGUCAGAUCUCACCUUUGUCUGAUUUUCCGAGUUAUUCCAAGUUGUUCUGGCCACCUCCGGAAUGGGUCAGGAUGGUUCACAACUAGAAUGUGUCUGACAUUGAAAGGUUGUGAUUGUGAAGGAGUCCUUUGAUCCAGCUUUCGGCAAUACUGCAGAUGAUUGUGCCCAUAAUAAACUUUGGGGAAUGUUUCUGUUUUUAUUUUUUAUUUUAUUAUAUAUAUAUAUAGAUAUAAGGAACUUAAAUUGGAACAAUAUGGCUCAGACUCAGUCAAUUAAACCAUAUGUACUGUCUCCAUCAUUCUUGUUAGUGUAUCUGGUGGUCUCAUCACUGUAACCUAAUUCCUACAAGGGAAGUUAUCUUGCAAUUCUACUUGAAGCAGCUGUAGUACAACAUAACAGACUUUUUAUUUUAUAAUUUGUUGAGCUAUAGAUUAGGUGA
Molecule: messenger RNA, 1640 nt
Organism: Cicer arietinum (chickpea)
Lineage: Eukaryota; Viridiplantae; Streptophyta; Magnoliopsida; Fabales; Fabaceae
Product: F-box protein SKIP23-like
Molecular function (GO): protein binding
Source: RefSeq, a predicted model, not a curated record